AUAUUUGCUUAAUUGAAAUUUACAGUAAAAUUUUGGUGAAAAUUCCUAGCACGUUAAAAUGGACCCAGAACAAACCACUCAGGCGAUCGGCGAAGCUCAUACAGUAGACUUGGACAAUGAGCGCUUAGACUGCGAGCAUCUUGACGAGCUAACCGAAAGGUGGAUGGAUCCAAAUAGACCCUCCUUUAUUACGGUGCUGUUGCGCUUCUUCGGCAACAUCUUCGUGGAUUGCUUCAGAGCCAUAUUUGCUUAAAAAAUCUAAGAUGUGUACAGAAAUUAAAAUGUUGGCAAAUAAAUAUACUAGAAAUUGUUAA
Drosophila montana is the source of this 314-nucleotide messenger RNA. RefSeq lists its product as uncharacterized. The record is from RefSeq and is a predicted model, not a curated record. The coding region runs from base 59 to 253 and encodes 64 amino acids. Lineage: Eukaryota; Metazoa; Arthropoda; Insecta; Diptera; Drosophilidae. The transcript is spliced from 3 exons.